Protobothrops mucrosquamatus (brown spotted pit viper) is the source of this 1649-nucleotide messenger RNA. RefSeq lists its product as uncharacterized. Gene Ontology annotation, cellular component: SCF ubiquitin ligase complex. Lineage: Eukaryota; Metazoa; Chordata; Lepidosauria; Squamata; Viperidae. Gene Ontology annotation, biological process: SCF-dependent proteasomal ubiquitin-dependent protein catabolic process. The transcript has 3 exons. The record is from RefSeq and is a predicted model, not a curated record. Bases 1 to 1569 code for a protein of 522 amino acids.
AUGUCGCUCUCCGUCUUCGAGCCGCUUGCGCUUCCAGGCUUUGCGAAAGCGAAGGAAGAGGAGGCUGCUCCCAAGUCCCCAGAGCCCAAAGCACGUUGCCACAGGCCCUCUGGAGCCGGCUGCCUGGUCCGGGAGCUGAUCGACUUCCUGGGCAGCAAGAGGCGCGUGACGCGGCCGGUGCUGCACCUGCUGCUGGUGCCGCAGCUGACGGAGCUGGACCUGGGCCAGUGCUCCCAGCUGGUGACCCGGGACGUGGCGCAGAUGAUCUCCAGCCGCUGCAAGAACCUGUCCGUGCUGUAUCUCCGCCGCUGCAGCCGGAUCCCCAGCGAUGCUCUGGUGGACCUGAUAGAGAGCUUGCCUUCUCUCAAGAAGCUGGACCUGUCGGACACCCAGUGCAACACGCAGGUCUUGUCCGCCGUGGGCUCCACCUGUCGGCAUCUUUUUGAGCUGAACAUCUCCGACUGCAAGCGGCUGUCUGCGGAGUCCCUCUUCCACCUGGCCUACGACGCCACGGCCGGCUCCUUCUCUUGCCAGGCCCUGCAGGUGCUCUCCGUGCAUGACCUGGAGCCCAGUGACAGAAGCCGGGACCUGGUCUGGGCCUUGGCCUUUGUUCUGCUGGCCCUUCCCGCUCUCCUAUUCGUGGAAAAUGAGUUUGUUUCAGAGGCUCUGGAAGAGAUCCUCGGCCAGCAGUUCGCGGCUGCCCAGAUCGACCCCCAGUUCCCCUCCCUGGAGGAGCUGGCCCGGCGCAGGAUGGCCCUGCGCCCAGACCAGGCCGGCCCUAAGCUGACGCUGCCCCUCAAGGAGCUCCUGGAGGUGGAGGAGACUUUCUUGCCCAUCGUUUGUGCCGUCUGCCCACACUUGACCAAAGCCAUCGUCCUUCUGGACGAUGGUUCUGCCUUGAGCCCCGCCUUCUACACCUGGCACACCCUCACCGACCUGACCUUGGACUGCAGCAGACCCAGGAACCUGGCGGAGCUCCUGCCGGUGGUGGCCAUCAUCGGCGCCCAGAUGCAUUCCCUCUCCGUCGACGGCUUCUACGUCCAGGAUGAAUUGUCCUUCCACACGCUGCUCAAUCGCUGCCCAAAUCUCCAGAAAUUCAGUGCCAGCAUCUUCCUCUCCCUGAGGGGCCAGGGAAGGCCACCCGCCGAGCAGGAUGCUGUUUUGGGGCCCCCCGGCUUCUCCGAUCUUUCUGAGUUUACCUUGAGCCUUUGCCAUUUGCACACUUCCGCGCCUUCCCAGCCUAUUCCGAGAUUGAGAGCAAACCUCGUGUCCGUCCUCCAGAACUCCCCCUGCCUGCAGAGCUUGGAUCUCUUCUUCCUGCCUUUCUGCCUGGAUGAGGUGUUCGAGAAAGUGCUGGAGCCCCGGGGCGCCGCCCUGGUGCACCUCCGCUACCUUUCUCUGCUCCAGUGCCAGGUGUCCAGCAGCACCAUCCACCUGUUGCUGGCUGCAGACAACCAGCUGAGUUCCCUCCACUUGGACAAAUGCCCAGACAUCUACCGGAGCGACUAUGACGAGCUUCUCCGAAAAGUCAGCCGGGAAGGCCUUGACCUUGACAUCCAGUGGCAGUGAAAGCCCAGAAAAUCAGCUUUGUUUAUACUGAGGCCAAAGUAGAGGAGCCUCUGCUAAUAAAGUUUGUAUUCUCUCCCACA